Halteromyces radiatus is the source of this 1511-nucleotide messenger RNA. Its product is annotated as cytochrome P450. Bases 133 to 1443 code for a protein of 436 amino acids. The record is from RefSeq and is a predicted model, not a curated record. NCBI's taxonomy places the organism in Eukaryota, Fungi, Mucoromycota, Mucoromycetes, Mucorales, Cunninghamellaceae. The transcript is spliced from 8 exons. Gene Ontology annotation, molecular function: monooxygenase activity; heme binding; iron ion binding.
UUUCUUUCUUUCUUUCUUUCUUUCUUUCUUUCUUUCUUUCUUUCUACAGGACAUCUUCUUUCUCUUGGCCGACUUCCUGGAUAUACUCUAGCAAAAUGGAGCAAAGAACUUGGGCCUAUCAUUCGGCUGAAAAUGGGAGUUCAAACUUGGUUCUUCAUAUCUGAUCCUGCGCUUGCUCAAGAAAUCUUCACGACUCAUGGUGUUGCAACUUCUGACAGACCUUCACAAACAUUCCUUACAUAUUAUAGCCAUGGUAAAAGGGGAAUUAUUUGUUCUGAUGCAAACAAACGAUGGAAACGAUCAAGAGCUGCUGCUUCAUUCAUCCUAGCACCACAGCGCGUCAAUGAAUUUAUGGACAUUAUUAUGCACGAAGCUGAUAUCCUGGUGAAACAACUUCUCCUUCUUUGUCAACUUGAUAGUCAGGUGGAUCCUACUCCUUAUUUACAGAAAGCUUUCAUGAAUUUUAUUUUAACAGCGUGCUUUGCGACUCGUUUCAACUCUGUGGAAAACCAACACUUCAAGGAUAUCAGGGAAAAUACUCUUGUAGCCUUGAAAUUGGCUGGAGCUAACGGUGACCUUUAUCAGUUUUUGCCCUAUAUCUCUGCAUUGGAUGUACUUCUAGGAAAGAAACGAAUGUAUCGUGACCAUAUUGCGAAUUUCAGUGAUCCUCUCUUUACUCAGUUGAUUGAAAAAGCCUUGUGCAGUGACAAAGACCCAAUGGUGAAGACAUUAGUGGCUCUCAAGAAAGAAAAUGGUUUGGAUGACGAAGAUAUCAUUGUGAUAACGUCCGACCUUUUUGGUGCCAGUACUGAUACUAGUACUGCUACAUUUUCUUGGAUGAUUGUCAUUCUAUCCCAUCAUUAUGAUGUUCAGAAGAAGAUACAAUUGGAACUCGAUGCCUUUAUUCAAGCACAUGGUCGUCUCCCUACCUUCGAAGAGCGAGAUCAAGUCCCUUAUAUUAUUGCCGUGCAAAAGGAAUGCAUGCGUUACAAGCCCACCACUUCCUUUGGUAUACCUCACGUGGCUAAUAAUGAUUUGGUGGUUCGCGAUUAUUUUUUCCCCAAAGGCUCUGUAUUAGUUAGUAAUAUGUUCGGUAUGCAUAUGAAUUCCGAUAUCUAUUCUGAUCCAGAAAUAUUCAAGCCUGAACGCUUUCUGAACAACAUUCGAACAAUGUCAUCGGCGGCAAAUGGCAAUGUCAAUCAACGUGAUCAUUUCAACUUCGGAUGGGGAAGACGCACUUGUCCUGGUAUUUAUUUGGCAGAAGCAGAGAUGUUCCAUAUUUUUAUUCGGAUCUUCGCAAACGCAAGUAUUGUACCUUCUUUGGAUGGCGAUAGCAAGGAAGUACCUAUUGAUAUGGAAGUGGGGUUAGAUACUGGAGGUGUCAAUUUGCCUCACCCUUAUCAGGUUAGAUUUAUCCCUCGUGUUGAUUCCCCUUUAGAAUAGAUAAUGUUAUUGCUUAGUUUAUACGAAAUAAAGGUCUUUUCCCUUUUGUCUUUAUAUGUUACAUUUUA